UUGGUAUAGUAGUUUUUCUUCAGAACACUUUCGCCAAAGAUGCUUCCACCUCCACCUCCACCUCCACCUCCACCUUCAACCUCAACCUCAACCUCAACCCCACCCCCACCCCCACCCCCACCUCGAAAGGAAACAACUUCAAUAUCUCUCGACCAAAUUGUGAUAUCAAAGCAAGCCGUGAAUCAACAAAACCGAGCACCAAACAAGCCAAAUCCAUACGAGAAAAUAUCAAUAAACCCACCAAGAUUCAACAAGCCUCAGCCUCGCCGGACCAACCCGUUUAUAUGGUGUACUUCGAUUCUCUGUCUCAUAUUUAGCAUUAUUCUCAUCUUCUUUGGAGUAGCAACUUUGAUCAUCUUUAUUGCCAUUAAACCACGAAACCCGUCAUUUGAUAUUCCUAACGCAAACCUCAACACUAUCUAUUUCGACUCACCAGAAUAUUUCAAUGGGGACUUCACUUUCCUGGCAAAUUUCUCUAACCCAAACCGGAAAAUCGAUGUAAGGUUCGAAUAUUUGGAGAUAGAGCUUUUCUUUUCUGACAGGCUCAUAGCAGCUCAAGCUGUUCAGCCUUUCACUCAAAGACGAGGCGAAACGAGGUUGGAAUCAGUUCACUUCAUAUCCAGCUUAGUAUUUUUGCCCCAGAAUCUUGCAGUGGAACUUCAAAAGCAGGUUCAGAGCAACAAAGUCAGCUACAGCGUGAGAGGAACUUACAGAGUGAAAGCCACUCUUGGUCUGAUUCAUUUUUCUUAUUGGUUGCAUAGCAGAUGUCAAGUAGAGAUGACUGGUCCGCCAACCGGCGUUCUACUUGCCCGAAGCUGCAAAACAAAGCGAUGAAGAAACAGAGCAUAGUUCUGGUCUACUUUCUUCCACCACCGUUCUUUUAUUUUUUAUUUUUUACUGUUUUUUUGGGUUUCUUCCCCCUCUGCUUGAAGUGAGAUCUAAGUAGCAAUUUUGGUAAUAUUACCUAAACAACAAUUUUCUAGUCAAACAGAAAAAAUUGAAAUUCUAUGGGUAGUAAGAAU
Alnus glutinosa is the source of this 1022-nucleotide messenger RNA. RefSeq lists its product as uncharacterized. Lineage: Eukaryota; Viridiplantae; Streptophyta; Magnoliopsida; Fagales; Betulaceae. The coding region runs from base 40 to 834 and encodes 264 amino acids. The record is from RefSeq and is a predicted model, not a curated record. Gene Ontology annotation, cellular component: plasma membrane. The transcript has a single exon.